CAACUCGUCAAUUUUUAUCCUUCUUCUCGCGAUUUUCUUGAUUGUUACUUCUUCGGACACAACAGUGGUGGGUACUUAAUCGCCUCGAUUCAGAGCUAUUCGACCUUGUGGCAGGCCAUGGCCAAUGAGAGAGAGUUUGAAACUUCAAGAUUGAUUGUGUAGCACUGUUCGUUCGAUUAAGAUUUAUUUAUUUAUUAAUAUGGAGGGAGGUGAAGGAGUAAUUGACAUUGACAAAAUAACAGUCCUAUUGGAACCGGAUAAGAUCAGUGAAGGAGGGUUGCAUAUCCCUGGCAAGGACAGGGUGGUAUUCCGACCCCCUGAGAGGAAAUCUGUUCUGGGUCUGGAUGCUCUUGUGAUUGCAAAGUGAGAAUCCAAGGGUGAUGCUGGGUUUAAAGUUCCCCAAGAUAGAAAUAUUUCAGUUGUGACUUCUCUAGAUGAAGAUGAGAAGUCUAGUCUCUCUGGAUUUGAUGAUGCUGAAAGUAAUUCUUUUCAAGGGAGAAACACUCGUGAUCACCGUCGCUAUCGGGAAACUCAUAUGGAAGAGACAUCACAUUCAGGUGAGACAUUCCUAGCUGUACAAGCAUUAAUUGUCAAUCGCACUUUAAGCUUUUCUCAUCCGUCAAAUGUAUAUCAGCGUUCCGAAGUUACAACUCCACAUAGUGGAAGUUCUCGAAGUGUCAGGUCUCGAAGUCCAAGUAGGUAUGAGAGAGAAAGCCGAACCAGUGAUAGAAGGGAUCGGAAUGAAGCAAGGAGUGAGAGUAGGAGGGGAAGGCAUGAUGAUGAUGGUUAUCAUGAUGAAUAUUCACAAAGAAGAGACGGAUAUCGGCGUGGACAUGAAGAUAAGUAUGCAGGAGAAUCCGAAAGAAAGAGAAGCAGACAUGGAUCUGCUUCUAGGCGAACAUCUUCCCGAUCUGAUUGGGAUGAUGGGAGAUGGGAAUGGGAAGAUACACCUCGCCGGGACAGUCACUCUAUGUCUGGUAGGCAUCAUCAGCCUUCACCAUCCCCAAUGUUUGUUGGGGCAUCACCUGAUGCUCGACUGGUGUCCCCGUGGUUGGGUGGUCAUACUCCUCAUUCUGCAGGACCUGCUGCUUCUCCCUGGGAUCACAUCUCUCCUUCUCCAGUCCCAGUGCGUGCUUCUGGAAGAGCUUCGAACUCUCGCUAUAGUGGAAGGUCUCAUCAUCUCGCUAGUUCUGCUGAGAAUUCAAGAUUGGUUUCUGAGGAAAAUGAAGCUGAUGAUAAUUCUUCGAGUAAAGAAGACAAUCAUGAGCUAACGGAACAAACGCGUUUAGAGAUGGAUUACAAUGCUGACCGUGCAUGGUAUGAUAGAGAUGAAGGUAACACAAUGUUUGAUGCUGAUAGCUCAUCACUGUUUCUCGGGGAUGAUACUUCCUUCCAGAAGAAGGAAGCAGAAUUGGCCAAGAGACUGGUACGCAAGGAUGGAACAAGGAUGACACUUUCUCAAAGCAAGAAGUUAUCACAGCUUACUGCUGAUAACGCUCAGUGGGAAGAUCGGCAACUACUGAGAUCUGGAGCUGUUAGAGGGACGGAGGUGCAGACCGAAUUCGAAGAUGAGGAUGAACGCAAAGUUAUACUUCUUGUUCAUGAUACAAAGCCUCCUUUCCUGCAUGGCAGGGUUGUUUUUACAAAGCAGGCAGAGCCUACAAUGCCGUUGAAAGAUCCCACAUCUGAUAUGGCUAUAAUAUCACGCAAAGGAUCUGCUCUUGUUAGGGAAAUUCAUGAAAAACAGAGUCAGAACAAAUCACGCCAAAGGUUUUGGGAGCUUGCAGGAUCAAAGCUUGGUGAUAUACUGGGUGUUGAGAAGACAGCAGAGCAGAUUGAUGCAGAUACAGCUGUAUUAGGGGAAGAGGGUGAAGUUGACUUUAAGGAGGAUGCAAAAUUUGCACAACACAUGAAAGAGAAAGGUGAAGCUGUGAGUGAUUUUACAAAGUCAAAAUCCUUAUCACAGCAACGACAAUUUCUCCCAAUUUAUUCUGUCCGCGAGGAAUUGUUACAGGUAGUUCGUGAAAAUCAGGUUAUCGUUGUAGUUGGAGAAACUGGUUCAGGGAAAACAACUCAGCUUACACAGUAUCUGCAUGAAGAUGGAUACACGACAACUGGUGUUCUUGGCUGUACCCAACCAAGGCGUGUGGCAGCUAUGAGCGUAGCAAAGCGAGUUAGUGAAGAGAUGGAAACUGAACUGGGCGACAAAGUUGGUUAUGCGAUUCGGUUCGAGGAUGUCACUGGGCCGAACACCCUAAUCAAGUAUAUGACGGAUGGAGUGCUUCUUCGUGAAACAUUGAAGGAUUCUGAUCUUGAUAAAUACCGUGUGCCAAUAUUCCACAUCCCUGGGAGGACAUUCCCUGUGAAUAUCUUAUACAGCAAGACGCCUUGCGAAGACUAUGUUGAAGGUGCAGUGAAGCAAGCCAUGACCAUCCACAUUACAAGCUCGCCCGGCGACAUCCUCAUCUUCAUGACUGGCCAAGAUGAGAUUGAAGCAACCUGCUAUGCGCUUGCAGAGCGCAUGGAACAGCUCGUUUCCACAACCAAGAAGGGGGUGCCUAAGCUUUCCAUACUCCCAAUCUACUCCCAGUUGCCAGCCGAUCUUCAAGCCAAGAUCUUCCAGAAAGCUGAAGAUGGGGCCCGAAAAUGCAUUGUAGCCACCAAUAUUGCGGAGACGUCACUGACGGUGGAUGGGAUCUUUUAUGUCAUCGACACAGGCUAUGGUAAGAUGAAAGUGUACAACCCCAGGAUGGGUAUGGAUGCUCUCCAAGUGUUUCCUGUUAGCCGGGCUGCUGCUGACCAGCGAGCUGGCCGUGCGGGGAGAACUGGACCCGGCACAUGUUACCGGCUGUACACAGAGACUGCCUACCAGAAUGAGAUGCUACCGAACCCUGUGCCAGAGAUCCAGAGAACAAAUCUUGGCAAUGUGGUGCUGUUACUUAAGUCUCUGAAGAUUGAAAAUUUGUUGGAUUUUGAUUUCAUGGAUCCUCCACCACAGGACAACAUCCUCAAUUCCAUGUACCAGUUAUGGGUCUUGGGUGCAUUAAAUAAUGUUGGGAGCCUGACGGAGCUGGGAUGGAAAAUGGUUGAGUUUCCAUUGGAUCCACCACUUGCUAAGAUGUUGCUGAUGGGGGAGCAGCUGGAGUGCCUGAACGAGGUGCUGACGAUUGUGUCAAUGCUUUCAGUUCCAUCUGUUUUCUUCCGGCCCAAGGACAGGGCAGAGGAGAGCGACGCCGCGAGGGAGAAGUUCUUUGUUCCCGAAUCUGAUCAUUUGACAUUGCUCAAUGUCUAUCAGCAGUGGAAGGCGAACCAGUACAGGGGAGACUGGUGCAAUGACCACUUCUUGCAUGUGAAGGGGCUGCGGAAGGCAAGGGAGGUUAGGUCUCAGCUGCUAGACAUACUCAAGACAUUGAAGAUUCCAUUGACGUCAUGUGGUCCCAAUUGGGAUGUUGUUAGAAAGGCGAUUUGUUCUGCGUAUUUCCACAACGCUGCAAGAUUGAAAGGUGUUGGGGAGUAUGUGAAUUGCCGUAAUGGGAUGCCUUGUCAUUUGCAUCCAAGCAGCGCCCUUUAUGGCCUUGGGUAUACACCAGACUAUGUUGUAUACCACGAGCUGAUAUUGACAACAAAAGAAUACAUGCAGUGUGCCACUGCAGUUGAGCCGCAGUGGCUGGCUGAGUUGGGGCCGAUGUUUUUCUCAGUGAAGGAUUCGGAUACAUCAAUGUUGGAACACAAGAAGAAGCAGAAAGAAGAGAAGAUCGCAAUGGAAGAGGAAAUGGAGAACUUGAGAAAGGCGCAGGCAGAAGUGGAGAGAGAGAACCAAGUGACAGAGAGGCGGAAGAAAGCAAAGCAGCAGCAGCGGGUCUCAAUGCCAGGCCUGCGACAAGGGUCCUCAACUUAUCUUAAGCCGCCCAAGAAACUUGGGUUGUAAUUAGAGUUAUUUAAUGUUCUGGCAUAGUGAUGAUUUAUACACUAUGCAGGGUGUUUAACUGAAAUUGAGCUGUCCUAAUCACAGGACAUAUUGUAGAUAACGUUGUAAAACCAAAAUCAGACAGAUUACGCAAUGCGAACCCCUGAUUGAUGGA
Magnolia sinica is the source of this 4082-nucleotide messenger RNA. RefSeq names its product pre-mRNA-splicing factor ATP-dependent RNA helicase DEAH7. Gene Ontology annotation, biological process: mRNA splicing, via spliceosome. Gene Ontology annotation, cellular component: spliceosomal complex; intracellular anatomical structure. Gene Ontology annotation, molecular function: RNA binding. The record is from RefSeq and is a predicted model, not a curated record. Lineage: Eukaryota; Viridiplantae; Streptophyta; Magnoliopsida; Magnoliales; Magnoliaceae.